AUGAUAGGCAUGAGUGAUAUUCCCUCAGUAAUGCGCGAGAGUGGCUGGGUCCCUGCUCUGCUGGCGAAUUUGAUAAUGUCAGUGCUGGCAGCGCUGUGUAGUCUCAUGUUGUUACGUGCGAUGACUCUUAUUCCACACAAUGAGAAUUUUGACCAUCGUAUCGAGUACAACGCUUUGGUUAAGUACUAUCUCUCCGACAAUAACUUCAAAAUGGUUACUUUUCUUCAUCACACCGGCACCCUUUGCAGUGUCAUCUGCGGUAUUUUGGCGUUUUCCAAACUGGUGGACAUGCUCCUUGUGCAAGUUCUUGGCUGGACCCUUGCACUUCAGGUUUAUCCUCACGCAUCCAUUGGUCGUGCUGACCUCACCACGGUCACAGCAAUCUAUGAGUCCGACCUGAUCCAGGGUAAUGGCGAGCAUUCGAUUACAUUGGCUAUUACGCUGGGAUAUGUAGUAUGUGCGUUGCUUUGUUUGAGGCUUAGUGCUUGCGCUCUUGAGGAGACAAUGGGCUUUCACGUUUUUUCAUUCCUUGCUUUUAUUGGUUGUGGUCUGCAGCUUGCUGUGUUCGGCCUCUUGCGUUCCGCUCGCGGCGGCCCUGCGCUUAAACCUCCAGCGAUCGGUAGGCAACGAUUUGGGAAAGUGCUGCUGACGUUUGUGGAGAACUUUAGUGUCGCCAGUUCGACCCCGUCAUGGGCAAAUGAAAUGACACGUGAUGUGAAGGUUAUGCGUACCAUGUGGGCGAGUACUUUCUUUACAGCUGUAUUGUACCAUGUUCUAGGGUACGUGUUUUGUUUCGCAUACCCGGAAGGCGGCGGUAGCAUUGUGAGUGGCAUUUUGCUCAGCAAUAGUGGCAUUGUAGCCCAUGCUACCAUAUGUUUCUUUGUGGCUGUAAACGUGUUACCGGAUGUUGUUUUUGGAACUAUCAGUACAAGGUAUAACUUGCUAAACUUGGGUUAUUGUGGCCAGCGUGCUGCUUACUUUUGGGGUUGCAUACUACCAUUCACAUUUACAUGGUUGCUAUCUAAUGAGUCAUAUUUUUUCGACUACCUGGGUCAGAUAAGUUUAGUUUCCUCGCUUUUCUGUGACUUUGUGGUGCCCGUGAUUGUCUACAAGGUGGCACAACGGGGUUUGCUCGAUCUCACCGUCUCGCCGCAUUCUUCAUUGGAGGGUUCUCUUUUUUCAGGCGAAGCCCCUGAAACUCCAGCUGCAUUACUGAAGCGGAGUACAAGCAUCCUUUUUAAGAAGAUGACUACACUUGGCCGCGCAUUUACGCUUGACUGCAUAAUAAAGCACAAGCAGGAGGAACCACCGAUCCCUGAGGUCCCUGGAUGCGUGAAACCCGGCCCAUCUAGGCUAGACACAACCAUUGAUGACGAUACUGGUCAGGUGAACUAUGGUUUAUUCAAGAUUAUAAGGGCCCCUUUGUUGCCUCGGGAAGAUGACCACCAAUACAACGUCAUUGCUACCAAGAAGCGUAGUAAUCGCGUGUUAUUUGACUAUUUGGAUUUAGAUACUUUAGAUGACGACUCAAGUGAUCAUUCUUCUACAACACCAUCGAAACGUGCUGAACCCGAAAAGCGUGUGGAAUUGUUUCCAAUAGCCUUUCUCGAGCGCCAUAAUGGUUUCGUGUCGCACGUCUGUGCAUUAAAGGGUUUUUCCUUGCAUAAAGACGAACCGCAACAGACAGAGUACUUUUCGCUGGGGGAAGUUCUACCUAUUGACAACCCAACCCAUUCUCCUGGUGCACGUCUUAUCGCUGAUUGUACCACAAAUGGUUACGAUAACGCGAAAACGCCACGAUUUAACUGGGAACUCUUGUUACCACAGUUGCCCUCGGCAUCAAGGUCACCACGCAAUACGAAGAACCCAUGCAUUGCAGGGUGCCCUUAUUCCACAUGGGUUGAGCGUCUAGGCGUAUUAAGGGCAACUAGAAAUGACAUCGCACAACAAUCUUCACUAUCCCACCUAACACCUGGCUUAGACAGCUGCAUAGACGCUAUUGAUCGGUUAUUGCGUACAACAUUGAUCCGUGAGAGUACGCAGUUAUCUUCCGUACGUGACGUAUACCCAAAUAUUUCCGGUAUAACGGAUCGUAUUUCGGAAAAGGGUGUUGCUACGGUAGACUACGUGGACAAUGUUAGCAAGUCGCCAGCUGUUCGGGACCAUGAUAUAUCACAUGAUGAAGAUGACGAGAUACCGCCAUCGCUCCAUCUCGAGGCCAAUGUCGCUGAAUCGCAUUUCGAUGCGUUGUUGGUGCGCAGAUUAUAUUCGCGUCGUUGGAUGUGUCGAAUAGAAGCUGUAGAUGAGAUCAUAUCGCUUUUGGACAAUGAUGCUAUUUUGCUUUUGAAUGAGGGAAGCGUUCAGAGGGCAGUCACUGGUGUCUGCAUGGCUCUUAAUCGUUUAUUCCAGGACCACGCUUUGAAGGUACUUAUUAAAUCGCUUGAACUUUUGGAUGCCUUUUUCACAUUCAUGGAGCGUAACAACUGUUGCAUGGCCCAAAGUGCUCGCAGCUAUACAUCAUCGGGUGAUACUUCUCGAGGGGCUCCCGUGCAAUGUAGUUUGGACUUUUUGGAAGCUAUAGUGGCACGGCUUGGUGAUCGUGUAUCGGCUGUUGUUAACUGCGCUAUUUGUGCUUUACUAAAGAUCGCAGAAUCGAAUACGAUUCCUACCUAUGAAGACAUUACAAAAACGCUACUUAAAUCACUAGGAACGUACAAUUCUCAACCAGGAAGGAGGUCGAUUUGCAACCGUCUGCGUAUGCUUUCAACUGUGUUGUUGAGGUCGCACUUGUACAAUUCUCAUGGCACAGCUCGCCGUUCAGUGCGACCUGGCACCUUUUUCGACACCGUCAGUGCUCUGUGUCAUCAUUCUCAUGGUUCAGUGCGUUCUGCGGCCAUGGAAGCCUUGGCAGUAGGUGCUAAAGCUCACUUCCACGUCGGGACCCCGCCCGUUGAAUCCUCCAUCCGUGAGGCAAUGGACCGUAUUCAGCUAAACCUUGUGUCUAUAUAUGAAGGAGACGCUGCCUCACGUACUCGAGAAUUAUUAUCCGAAGCACAGGCUAUCUGGUCGACCGACAUUCUCGGCGCGCGUACAGCACGCCAUGGCUUGGAUAAUGCCGGCAAGACGACGAUCCUCAAGCGCCUCAAUGGUGAGGAUAUCUCUCGCAUUGAACCUACGCUGGGUUUCAACAUCAAAACUUUGGAACACAAUGGUUACCAGGUGAACUUUUGGGACGUGGGUGGUCAGAAGACCAUCCGUUCCUUUUGGCGGAACUACUUCGAGAACACGGAUGCAUUGGUUUGGGUGGUAGAUUCUGCGGAUACUUUACGUUUGGAAGACUCCAGGACCGAGAUUGAGGAGCUAUUACGUCAGGAUCAAAUGGCACAAUGCACGCUGUUGGUUUUCGCCAACAAGCAGGACGUUCCCGGCGCUAUGAGCGUUAAAGCAAUUCAAGAGCAAUUGGGUCUUCGUCAGGUCGCCAAUGAACGCAGCUGGGCGAUCCACGGUUGUAGUGGUGUCACCGGCGAAGGUCUGGAACACCUGAUACAUCAGAUCAGACGUGAUCCUGAGGCACACCGUGAUGACUUUUUUUUAAAAUGGGAGGAGUUUGUUGCGUCCUUUGCCGUUUUACGGCUGACGCCACACCUCUACAAUGCCGACGCGAUGUCGUUGCUGAACUUCGUCGCACAGCGUAAUGAAAACAUUGAUCUACGUUACGUGCCAUCGGCAGCUGUGGAUUCCAAGAGAGUCAGCAGCGCGUCUGAAAACAUCAGGAAUGCUAAAGCCGAUCCUACUUCAACUCCAAGUGGCACUCAAUCGCUACCAGGCGCUGGAGCUCUUAAAGGAGACACCUGUCACAAUGACUUAGGAAGGGAGUUGUGUAUGAUGUUAAUUGAGUUCAUCAAGACGCAUCGCAAGGGCAUGAACGGGAAGACACUUCGGCAGGUAUUGAGCACUACAUUUCUACUGCGUAGCAAGCGUCUGAUCGAUAUUUUCACAAUCCUCCCGGAAUGGCUCGCCCUCCUGGAUCUUGACGAACGUGAUUCCCGCCGACGCCUCUUUGUCUUUAUAGUACGAGAUUUAACUAUAGUUUCUCAACAAAUGAAGGACGUUAGGGUUACAAAGGCUGUACAACGACUUUUCUUCGACUACCUGCGGGCUAAAAGUGUCCAGGUGCAGCUUCUAACAUGUUGUAUAUGUGUUGAGAUGCACAAACGUCGUCUAUGGCGUGAUGAGUAUACUGUCAACAACAUAGCACAGUGCGCCCUCGCUUCCAACCUUAAACUCGUUCUAGCUGGGGCCCAUUUUCUUUUGGGUACUAGAAACCAUUUUGAUGUAGCCUUUGAGGCAUUGGAAGACUUGGAGGAAGACAUAGCUGCAUUGGAAAAUCUCAGCAAGCAGCAAAAUAACCCAGCAGCUGGUGCUCACUCGAAGAAGAGUGAAGGUAGACAAAAUCGUCUUAAGCGUACGAAGAAACAGGUUGAGAAGCAGUUGGAGCGCCGUAAGAAACGUCUUGAGCUUUGUGCCGUUCGAGAGUUUGCGGCUAUAGACGAGUUGCAUGACCCUCAGAAGUUUACAGAGCGUUUAUUCGAGCGAUGCAGGUGCAAAGACGUAACGUUCGGUGCGAAGCUGAUCCUUCUCCAACUGGUCAGCAUUUUGAUAGCCAGACAUCGGUUGCUAGUGCCUAGUUUCUACGGUUUUGUGCUGAAGUAUAUCAAUCACAAGCAGAAGCUUGUGACCAAGAUUUUAGCCAUAUCGGCACAGGCUGUCCACACAGAUUUACCUCCAGACCUAGUGGAUCCAGUGAUUCGCCAAGUGAUGGACCAGUUUGUGAGUGAAGAUCGGUCGAAUGAAGUAAUAACUGCUGGAGUGAACACGUUGCGUGAGAUAGCUGCCAGAGCACCUUUGUUGUUCCCUCAAGAACUGAUUUCACAAAUUGUCGAGUUCCGUAAUAUAAAAAACAAGGGUAAGCACUGUUUUACAUCUACCCAACUGUCUACAGCUGUAUCCAUGGCGACAAAAUCGUUUAUAAACCUGUAUCGUGAGCAAGCUCCAGAAAUGCUACACCCUACUCUCCGUGGCAGGGAAGCGGGUACACAGCUGACCAAGGCCAAAAAAGGAAAGGCAGUAAAUCCUGGGAGGGUGUUUAGCGACGCUUACAUCUUAUCGCAAGAGGACUUCAAACGUAAGAAUUUCACUGGUCCCGAGGAUAUCCAAGCAGAGGACGAUGCCUCUGCCGAAGAAGAAGACGAAGAGACGGCAACUGAUUCACAAGAAGGUUCUGAUGACGCAUGUGAAUCUGGCGACAUGGAUGAAGAUGAAGGUAUGGAUGAGGACGAGUAUGGAAGUGACAGCGAAGGUGAAGAUGCCAUUUCUGAUAUUGAUUCGUCUAACAAAGUACGAAGAUCAGGUAUUCGUCGUGAUGAUACGGAUGAGAUUGAUGAUGAUGAUGACGAUGAUGAGGCACGCCUUAAGGUUAACCCUGAGGACCUCAUGUAUGGCUCCAAAAGAAAACGUGUUGCAGCAGAGACUCGUCGAGAUGCAGCAGCUGCGCGAAUCGAACGAAAGAAGCAGCGCCUCACCGCUGAAAGUCGUGCCGGUAACAGGCAGAGCACUACGAAUCGUGUAAAAGCUCGGAGCAAACCGGUACUGAUGACACUUCAGAGCAAACGUGUCAAGACUAAGCAGACACAGAACAUCGCUGAGAAGAUGGCGGCACUCAAGCGCCAUCUGAAAUCGCUCAAGAAAGGUAACGUUAAACACAAGAAACGUAGGCGUUGA
Babesia sp. Xinjiang is the source of this 5781-nucleotide messenger RNA. RefSeq names its product ADP-ribosylation factor-like protein 2. Gene Ontology annotation, molecular function: GTP binding; GTPase activity. The coding region runs from base 1 to 5781 and encodes 1926 amino acids. The transcript has 14 exons. NCBI's taxonomy places the organism in Eukaryota, Apicomplexa, Aconoidasida, Piroplasmida, Babesiidae. Gene Ontology annotation, biological process: ribosomal large subunit export from nucleus; ribosomal large subunit biogenesis. The record is from RefSeq and is a predicted model, not a curated record. Gene Ontology annotation, cellular component: nucleolus.